Messenger RNA from Funneliformis mosseae, 213 nucleotides. NCBI's taxonomy places the organism in Eukaryota, Fungi, Glomeromycota, Glomeromycetes, Glomerales, Glomeraceae. The record is from the annotation of a GenBank genome assembly.
AUGCAUUGGGCAAUUUUGCAAAAAUUUAACCUUAAAGAAAAUCGGGCAGUUGUCCAAAAACUCUUGGAUACUAAGCAUAAAAUACUAAUUGAAGAUAUCAAAGGACAAGCUAACAGUUAUCGGAAUGCCUAUUUUGCUGAAAAAAUUGUUGAAGAAAUUCAAGUCAUAGAAAAAGCGGCCACUGAAAAAAUUAAGCAGCAAAUUGGAGAAUGA